AUGGGAAAGCUAAGGAGGAUGUUGGGAAAUUUUUGUCUUUCUUCUUGUUCUAACACUUGUUUCUGCAUGAACAUUUCUGAAUUAGAAGAUGAACUUGAGACAAAGUCUUUGAUUAGUAGUGAAAGUGAUCAUAAACUAAGAUUGAAAGAUGUUGUAGCUGGUAAACAAACUUUGGCUUUUCAAUUGAAACCACAGAUAGUUAUAUUGAGGGUGUCAAUGCAUUGUCAUGGAUGUGCAAGAAAAGUUGAGAAACAUAUCUCAAAAUUAGAAGGAGUUAGUUCGUACAAGGUGGAUCUAGAAACUAAAACGGUUGUUGUUAUGGGUGAUAUUCUUCCAUUUGAAGUGUUGGAAAGUGUAUCUAAGGUGAAAAAUGCAGAGAUUUGGAAUCCUCAUGCUAAUGAUGAAUAA
Lathyrus sativus (Indian pea) is the source of this 408-nucleotide messenger RNA. NCBI's taxonomy places the organism in Eukaryota, Viridiplantae, Streptophyta, Magnoliopsida, Fabales, Fabaceae. The record is from the annotation of a GenBank genome assembly.